CGGAGCCCCGUGGGUUUUUCCAGUAAGCUACCUCUAUUACGAAUUCCUGACGUGGUAAGAAAUACCGUCAUAUUCCGAACUGUUCCGCCAUCACUUGGUUUCCGUCGACGGUGGUUCUUUGCCUUCGAUUUUGUUGUCGAGCUUCUCCCCCUGGCUCUCUGGUCUUGGACCGUUUGCACUCGGCACUCUCCCGUACCUUCCCACUUCAGACUUCUCACCCACUUGCCACUGCAAAAGGAUCCUUCACUUCCCAAACUACUUGAAGCCGGUGUUUUGAAAAUCAACCAACCAACAACGUAGCGCAAAAGAACGCCAUACCAACCUCCCGGCCACAAAUGGAGGCUGGCAUGAUCAAGUGCCAGAGCUGUGGCAAGUGGAAGCAGCGAGGCCACUUCUCGCAGAGACAGUUGGCUAAAUAUGACAAAAAUGCUGCUACGAAUCAUGCGUCGCCAGCCAAGUCAGGUAUCCAAUGCAAAGAGCACGCCUCCAACACUCUCGAGAUGAAAUGCAACGGUCCUUGCAAUCGAGUGAGAGAACUGCGGUUCUUCAGCAAGAGUACAAGGCGCAGUGGGAAGAACUGGUGCGUUGACUGCACCUCCUGGCAGGUCAUGCAGGAACCUGGAGACACGCUGCCACCCCCAGGCUCUCAACUCUCACCGGAGGAACAGGAAUUUGGAUUGGCUCGCGAUCCGACGCGCUUUGCCAAUUUGAGUCUCACCGACCGCGUGGCCGAAGACUUCGCCGUCAUCCAGUCUGGCUCCGUGGAUUAUGGCGGCGCUUCUGACGUGACCUCCACGCUGGCGCAAUCUGACCUCCAGAGCGAGAGCUCCGAUAGUCCGAGUCAGAGCAACUCGGUGAACGAUGCUCCAGCCGAGUCAGCCCUCGACCGCAUCACACCCACGCAUCUCCGUGGGCCGGGCCCAGGCAGAGCACCACACUGGUUCCUCCCGCCCAUGGAUAAUGAUUUUCAGACUAAACUUUUUGGCAAGUCGACGGUUCACGACACUGAGAGCGGCAUCGGAGAGAAUGAUGCCUUUCCAAGACGCCCGGCGGCCCCAAAACAGCCCAUCUCUUUCAACGCUUGGGGCCCCGAUGGUGAGCAUGUCCGAAUGACAAAGACGCCUACAAUCGCAUCUGGCAACACAUACGCGGGACAGAGCAGCCGGGAGACUGUUGAGUUGGGAAGAAAGGGCUGGGCCAAGCCAAGUCAACGAAAGCGGCCGCCUCAGAUUCCAGACUACCUGAAAGGAGGCCGUCCGAUUGUGGCGGGCGAUGAGGAUGACGAUGGCCUGGACCUGGGAUCGGACGAUGGUAUUACGUGGCAUCGGCCGUCCGACCAGCAAUGAACUCUCGGCUUCUCUUCAGAGAGACACAUCAUCUCCCUUACUUUGGCCACCUAAGGCCAUUGGCAGAUCCUCCCGCAACAUGGAGACUGUCUCGGCAAAAGUCCCCUCAACUUCCCCAGCACUUUUCCCCAUCAUCUUUCCCCUCAACUCUUGGUCCCUUCCCCCGCUGAUAGUUUCUCCCGCCGAUGAGCUUUCCCAGCCCUUUGUACACCCAGCCUAGACCGGGACAUCGCAGUCCUGUGGGCAAUACCUGUCAGAAGAGACGUUUCCCUUUUGCUGAGUAGCUUCGCUCGCAUCUCUGACUGAGAUGACAAUCGGAAUCACGCAUAUCCCCAAGAAAGGAGGAUACCUGGAGGAGGGAAUGAUGCUAGUACCUAGAUACGGGUCGUUCUGAGAAGG
Molecule: messenger RNA, 1745 nt
Organism: Canariomyces notabilis
Lineage: Eukaryota; Fungi; Ascomycota; Sordariomycetes; Sordariales; Chaetomiaceae
Exons: 5
Coding region: 336-1346 (336 amino acids)
Source: RefSeq, a predicted model, not a curated record